Truncatella angustata is the source of this 639-nucleotide messenger RNA. RefSeq lists its product as uncharacterized. The transcript is spliced from 3 exons. Lineage: Eukaryota; Fungi; Ascomycota; Sordariomycetes; Amphisphaeriales; Sporocadaceae. Bases 1 to 639 code for a protein of 212 amino acids. The record is from RefSeq and is a predicted model, not a curated record.
AUGCCGAGAUUCCUCGUCCUUCUCCUUCUGCUAGCCGCAACUCUCACCCUGGCGAGAGCUGUCGAGCAACGCGCGCUCACGAGCGUCACAUCUAUUGCCAAUUUUGAUCGCUUUGCCUGCAGCACACCAAACAAACUUGGAUUCGAGGUUCGUCAGAAUGUGAGAACAUACCAAGUCUUCUUUGGCAGAAUGUAUCUGUUAGAGCCAGGACUUGGUAAUGGUUUGGUGCCUGUAGGGGUCGCACCGUCAUCGGGUCGAAAUGUUGCAGCAUAUAUACAAACCACUGAUCCUUUUGUCGUCCCUUUCAUCACAAUUCCUCCGGGUAAAACCAAUGUCACGUCCUUCGAUGUGGCAUCCUUCAACUUUGGAUGCGUGUACGGACCCGGUGCCGGCUCGGCAAAGGCCUUGUCAGUCUGCAUCGUCACAGUCUUCGGUUACAACAACGGUCGAUGUGUGACCAGCCAGAAGCUCACUUUCCAACCGGGACGAACGACAAAUGCGAAAAUGACCAAGGCUCAGUUGAACUCCGCGUUCAAAAAUCUCGAUAGGGUUGAAUUUGCGACAACCUAUCACAGUACGGUCAAACAAGGCGGAGCCACUUAUAUUGACGAUGUCAAAUAUACGGUUCACGAGCGAUGA